UAUUCCCGUCUCCAUUUACUAAAGAUAAAGGUGUACCUCCAUGCGCGACGACAACAAUGUGUGCCUCCUGGAAGAAGCUAGUCCCUCAUUGGGCCCGGAGCCCCGUCUACUACCGCCCUCCUCCUUGGGUUCGUAACUGGGAAGCUCAUCACAUCAAGCCAUGGAAGUUUGUGGGGCCUGGUGUGGUCUCUCGGCUACCCAAGCACUACAUCAAGAGGAAGAUAGAGCUGAUAUCAGAAGAACCACGUCCAGUCCACUGGGAACCAAUCAACAAGAAGUAUUCAGUCAGGGAUGUCACCACAGGAUUGGCAGAAAGGGUUCAAAUCCAGAACAUAGCUAUACCUGUGUUUUACCCAGAGCAAGCUGAUCAAGGCCUCUGGGGAGGAGAAGGAAUUGUACAAGGAUAUUACAGGAAAAAGUUGAGAAGGAGAAGCUCUCCUAAACUGUGGAAACCAAAGGUCUUCAAUUUUUUUCUGUACAGUGAAAUUUUGGAUCGCUGGAUGGAAAUUGCCAUCACCCAAAGAACACUUGAUCUCAUAGAUGAAGCAUUAGGGUUUGAUAAUUAUAUUCUAAAGACCCAUGAAAGGGACCUGAAAUCUCAACUAGGCAAUAAGCUGAAGAGGGAGAUGUUACUGGCAUUAGUUAGAAAAUCAUUACAUCCCAGUAAUCCAAAAAAGAGGGAAGAGCUUCUGGAGAAAUACAAGGAGUUUAUAAUACCAGAGGAAGAAGCAGAGUGGGUGGGUCUCACCAUCAAAGAAGCAAUCAUAAAGCAGUUAAACAUUGAAAAAAUACAGGAACUUAAAAACAAAACCCCAUUACAAGAUAUAUUUGUGGAUGAAUUAGUUAAAGAACUUCAAGAAAAAAAUGAAGCAGGAAGCUCGGAAUUACCAGGAGGAAGUAUUUUUGAGAAAUUCAUGCCAUUUAAGACACCUGAAAAACCAAGCACGUGACCAAGACACCCCCAAUGUCACCAGAUAAAACUGAUGUCGUCUAACUUUGACAAAAAAAAAACAGUUGUUGUCAAAACAACAGCCAUUAUGUACAGUGACAAUGGCGAAUAUUGUGGUAGACUUUUCUGUUUUACACCAUUUUGACUGCUCCUAACAUGUAAUUAUGCUAAGGGUUUUUUUUUUUACUCCAGGCCCUUUGACAAGAUUGCUUCCAACUGUUUGGACUAAUCAAGAUUAAUCCAGAUCCAAAAUUAUGUAAUAACCAGGUCAUCAAGUUGCCCAUCUCUCAGAAUGAAACAAGAUAGUAAAGUGUAUCACGCAAUGUGUAAAAAAGUUAAAAAUGUACAGAAGCAAUUUUGAUCAAAUGGGUCAGAUAACCCCAGCUUGCAUCGGAACAACAGGCAGAUUGAUAAGAACUGCUGGCUCUUAUAAAAAAGUUCAUAUUUUUGUUAAAAAGCAGUGCUGUAAAAUAGGUGAUCCAAUUUAUGAAUUUACUUCAAAAGAUACCUGUGCAAAAAACCCACCGUUCUAGUUGCAGUUAAAUGUAGAUUGAAUGGUAAGGACUUAUUGACUUUUCAAAAGUGACUGCUUUUCUUAAAAAGCAAUACUGUAAAAUAGGUGAGAUAGUUUUUAAAUUGAGUCUCAAUGAUACUGAUUUAGAAGUCACAAGAUUCUGGUUUAAUGUAGUUUACUGUACUUUUGAUCCAACUGACCAUUUCAACUUAAUGCUAAUACAAAAUAAGAUUAUGUAUUAUAUAUCUGAAUCUAUAUAUUUUAAACAAAGUAGCUGAAAAUACUUUUAGCACCACUUGUUUUAGAUGAUCAGAAUGCUUCCCUAUGAAGUACAAUAUACAGUUUUUAUAAUUGUCCAAAAUUAUUCAAAAGUAAGUUGAAUAGAAUACAAUAAAGAAAAUCACAUACUGAA
This is a messenger RNA of Lingula anatina, 1875 nucleotides long. Its product is annotated as large ribosomal subunit protein bL28m. NCBI's taxonomy places the organism in Eukaryota, Metazoa, Brachiopoda, Lingulata, Lingulida, Lingulidae. The record is from RefSeq and is a predicted model, not a curated record. Gene Ontology annotation, molecular function: structural constituent of ribosome. Gene Ontology annotation, cellular component: mitochondrial large ribosomal subunit.